AUGAGUUGGCGAGGCAUUUUAGCACUGGGAACCAAAUAUCUUAGAAGGCUUCAAAAAUUUCCGGUGGUAUUUCUCAAACAACCCAGAUUAUACUUGUUACCAAGGUAUUCUGUCCAGUAUCCUCGUGCCCAUCCAAACAUUUCACGUCUAUCUAAAUAUUUUGGCCAUUAUACUCAAAGAAACACACUGGUUAGAGCAAUAUACAGAACGCUAGUUAAUAGCAGUACCCAACAACGACCUAAUUCAUUACUAAGAGCCUACAGAGGAUUCGCUGGAUCUGUUCAGUUAAGGCAUUACUUGCACAGUCGAUCUGACAACUCUUUCCGUCCAAUCAAUGAAGUUUGUAAACCUAAACAUGAAUCUUGGUUUUCAAAUCUCUUUGGAACAAAUAAAUAUCAAGUAUUGCCUAGUUUGGCUACAAAUUCUGCUGAGUCAAUAGUUCCAAAAGAAUUUAUUGCUUCAGGAUGCAAUAGCGCUGUAUGGGCUGCAGAAGUUCGUCAACAAAAACAACAAAAUAAUAGUGAAUCUGCCGACAGAUUAGCUGUUAAAGUACUAUAUAACUACUACGCGAAUUCGUCGUAUGAUGGACCUACAAACACGGAGAGUGAUAGUGAUAAUAAUAACAAUGCAUUGAAGGAUAUACCUGAAAGUUGGAUAUUACUUCAUCGUCAAAUUCAACGAGAAUGUGAACUUCGUCCUCAAACCAAUCAUCCUAAUAUUGUACCCUUAGUUGGACAUUUUAUCGACCGUGCACCUCAAAAUACUUCAUCAGCUAAUUGUACAUCAGUUGACAAGACUCCUGAAAGUUAUACUUGUACAACUAGUCAUGGUAAAUCUUGCAUCAUAUCAUCUGAUAAGGUUUAUCAACCCGUUAAUAAUAGUGUACAUUCAUCUUGUAUGCGAUCUCAGUGUUGGCCAGGUGCAGAAUCAUUUUCUGAAGGGUUUGGCGGUCAACCGUAUACAUUCUACAUGUUAAUGCCAAGAUUUGAAGCAACAUUGGAUGAUAUUUUACGAGGGAAUAUAAAGUUUGACUUGCAGAAUUUAUUCACUGAAAUUGAUCAUGAUAGAAUCAAAGGAUCUGUACAGAGUACAUGCGGAGAUAAUACUGCAAUGCAUAUAAGUCUUGAGCAUCAUGAACCAAGGACUCUCGACUUAUCGACUCCUAAAUCAGCCGAUGCUGAUUUACGUUCUUCAGUAUUUGACUCGAAUUUAUCAAGUGUCACAUUUAUCAAACAUGGUAAAAUGCAUCUUCCGCUUGAUGAUGUUGUGGCUAUUCUAGCUCAAUUAUUCGAAGCAGUCGCUGAGCUGGAAGCUCAUGGUAUUGCUCAUAGAGAUAUUAAACCUAAUAAUAUACUGAUACGUCGACGUGUUCUACCUGAAGGCGUUCGUAUUUCUGGUAUGAAAUCUACAAGCAAUUCUGUACUUAAUUCUACUUCAAAUCCACCUCUGACUUGGUUGAAUGGUAGGGAAGUGGAAUUGACUAAUUCAUAUUUCCAUGUGGCGUUAACUGACUUUGGCUGUGCUGUUCGUACAGGCCAGUCUAGUCAGGUCUCAUCAAUAGCAUCUCAACAUCAAUGGCGGUUUAAAAAUAUCCUUACCGAUUUUGUUGGUGUUAGUCUUGAGAACAAUGAAUAUCUUAAUCACAGAUUAUGCGCGAUCAGAUAUAUGGGCAGCUGCAACAUAAUUUAUCCUUUGUUUGGAAUGUCUAACCCAUUUGUUGAUGGGACACUUUCUUCUGCCGACUAUACGGAAAGUUCUUUACCUCAACUUCCUCCUGAGUCUCCGAAAAUUAUGACAUGGAUUCUACAUAAAUGUCUUAAACGUGAUCCCUUCGAAAGACCCAAAGCUGAUGAGAUUGCUGAUAUUCUGCAUACUUGGUGUCUGAUUAGACAUUUGCAUCGUAGACAAAAAACUGGUGUAUUCAAAGACUUAUUCCAACCUCAGAUAAAUGGAAUAAUUGCAGAUAUAGAAAAUAUCAACAGCUUUAAUCAGUCUUAA
Molecule: messenger RNA, 1998 nt
Organism: Heterobilharzia americana
Lineage: Eukaryota; Metazoa; Platyhelminthes; Trematoda; Strigeidida; Schistosomatidae
Source: the annotation of a GenBank genome assembly